Messenger RNA from Rattus rattus (black rat), 3436 nucleotides. It is a transcript of the gene Fkbp5, whose product is annotated as FKBP prolyl isomerase 5. Lineage: Eukaryota; Metazoa; Chordata; Mammalia; Rodentia; Muridae. The record is from RefSeq and is a predicted model, not a curated record. Bases 22 to 1392 code for a protein of 456 amino acids. Gene Ontology annotation, molecular function: protein binding; peptidyl-prolyl cis-trans isomerase activity. The transcript is spliced from 10 exons.
GUUUUCUACUUACAAAGGACAAUGACUACUGAUGAGAGCACCAGUAACAAUGGAGAAAACCCAGCAGCCACCGUGGUUGAGCAGGGAGAAGAUAUCACUACGAAAAAAGAUAGAGGAGUAUUAAAGAUUGUCAAAAGAGUGGGGACUAGUGAGGAGACCCCAAUGAUUGGUGACAAGGUUUAUGUCCACUACAAAGGCAAGUUGUCGAAUGGAAAGAAGUUUGAUUCCAGUCGUGACAGAAAUGAGCCGUUUGUCUUUAGCCUUGGCAAAGGCCAGGUUAUCAAAGCCUGGGAUAUUGGGGUGUCUACCAUGAAGAAAGGCGAGAUCUGCCAUUUAUUAUGUAAACCAGAAUACGCUUACGGCUCUGCUGGCAGCCUCCCGAAAAUUCCCUCGAACGCAACUCUCUUUUUCGAGAUUGAACUCCUUGACUUCAAAGGCGAGGAUCUGUUUGAAGAUUCAGGCAUUAUCCGGAGAAUCAAACGAAAAGGAGAGGGCUACUCAAACCCCAAUGAAGGAGCCACGGUGGAAGUCCACCUGGAAGGCUGCUGUGCUGGAAGGGUGUUUGACUGCCGGGAUGUGGUGUUCGUCGUUGGCGAAGGAGAAGACCACGACAUUCCAAUUGGGAUCGACAAAGCCCUGGAGAAGAUGCAGAGGGAAGAGCAGUGCAUUUUGUAUCUUGGACCACGAUAUGGUUUUGGAGAAGCGGGGAAGCCUAAAUUUGGCAUCGAACCCAAUGCUGAGCUUAUAUAUGAAGUCACACUGAAGAGCUUCGAAAAGGCCAAAGAAUCCUGGGAGAUGGACACCAAAGAAAAACUGGAGCAGGCUGCCAUUGUCAAAGAAAAGGGAACGGUGUACUUCAAGGGAGGCAAGUACAUGCAGGCCGUGAUUCAGUACGGGAAGAUAGUGUCCUGGCUGGAGAUGGAGUACGGCCUGUCAGAGAAGGAGUCCAAAGCUUCGGAGUCCUUCCUGCUCGCAGCCUUCCUCAACCUGGCCAUGUGCUACCUGAAGCUCAGAGAGUACACCAAAGCUGUCGAGUGCUGCGACAAGGCCCUUGGACUGGACAGUGCCAACGAGAAAGGCUUGUACAGGAGGGGCGAAGCCCAGCUGCUCAUGAACGAGUUCGAGUCGGCCAAAGGGGACUUUGAGAAAGUACUGGAGGUGAACCCUCAGAACAAGGCAGCGAGACAGCAGAUCUCCGUGUGCCAGAGGAAGGCGAAGGAACACAACGAGCGGGACCGCAGGGUGUACGCCAACAUGUUCAAGAAGUUCGCAGAGCAGGAUGCCAAGGAAGAGGCCAGCAAAGCAUUGAGCAAGAAGGCAGUAGAAGGAGCGGCCGGCAAGAAACACGAGAGUCAGACCAUGGGAGAAGGGAAGGCCGAAGGCCACGUAUGACGCCACGACAAGGAGGGAAGAGAGUCCUAAUGAACUCGGCCCUCCUCACUGGGCUCGCCCCCAACUCAGGACUGAACAGUGUUUAGUGUAAGGUUUGUUACAGUCUCUGUGAUUCUGGAAGCCAAUGGCAAGCCAGUAGCUUCCCAACCAACCACAGCUGCUGCCGGGGGUGGGCGGGGACUGACGGGGUGGGUGGGGACUGACGGGGAAACAGCAGAGAAGGCCGCUGGUGUGGAGAGACCAAGCCAGCAGCUCAGUCCUGCUCAUUUCAGUCUGUCACCUUUUGAUGUCCAGCGCAGCAUCCCUUGUGACCCUGGGGCCCAGCUGCUGUGGGUUCUUCACUAUGGUCACUGCAGAAACCGUUGAGAAAAUAAACUCAGUGGAUCUCUGCUUUCCUAUUGGCGGGCAUGGCAGGGAUGUCUGCUUUCCUAUUGGUGGGCAUGGCAGGGCAGCCGAUGAGAUCUCCUGUGGCACUGACUCGCCUGACACAAGCCCACACAAGGGGCGCCCAGGUCCACAGCUGAAUCUCGGACUGCUUACCUGCCCUCCAGGCUCCCCUCUCAGACUUGAGUGUGGCUUUCUGUCCUCUCCAGCAUGUCCAUGGGCUCUGUGGUUCCUCUACACCCUUCACUAGUGACAGCAGGUGGGGCUUUCCUGGUCAGCUUUCUGUUUCGGGUGAGUGGGGAGCAGUCGAAGUGAGCUUAUCUUCCCCCCUGCCCCUCUUAAGAAUGUUAGCUCUCUGUGCUCCGGGCUCCCGCAGCUGCUCGGCUCCUCCCCGUUCUCUGCCCUGCAGUGAAGAGCCUAAGGCUUGCUCUUGUCCUAGGCCUAGAGUGGCCGACUUCCGUCUCCGUCUCCAGCUAAGACUGAUGAGUUACUCUUUAUUACUAUGGUUACCUCCUCGUCAGCGUGUGUACCGCUUUUGAGAAGGAACUUCACACUCCUCUAUCGUGCAAACAUAUUUUUCAAUUUUUACUUUGUAGCUUGGGUUUUGAAGGGCAAACUCUGGGAGGUUUAAAGCAGGCAACUAAUUACUCUUCAGAGUGAGGUACCUGGAGGUCGGACAGGCAGAUACCUCGCUCGUCCUGCACCACAGCUUGUUCUGGUGGGAGCUGUGAGGGUUGCCAGCUUCCUGUGUACUACAUCAAGCCAAAGUCUCCAGAACUUGGGCAUUGAAUUAGGACAAAUCUUAAGUAGUUUUGGAGUUGGAUUUUAGUCCUACAGGUGAGUUAUGGGUUUGAGCAGGGCUUGCUCCUGACCCCCGUGGGGCACACCCACCAGCCCAAGGAUCCAUGCACAGCUCUCUCCCGGCCCUGAGGACUACCGCACUCAAGAAGUGUGGCUGUAGUAAGUCUGUCAGUCAUCACGUCAGGACCUUACCACCAACAGGUCACUUGUUUCCCGGAGUUGAGUUUUAGUCUGCGUGCAGCAGGUGGGAUAGAGCUGUGCAGAGUCUGUGACGUGGCCGAGACCUUCGAGUUCACACUUCGCACUUCUGCCUCCUUGCGUUGUUUUAGAGCCCUGGUCUCCCCCAGGAGGUACUGAGCAGGAGCCGGCUUGGUGUGCAGUGUACAGUGUCUGCAGUUGUAUUGACCAGAAUUGCAGGCCAGGGAGGCUGUGCUGGAAUUUGAGCCUAACCAGUUAGGUUUUUACAGAAAACUUGUUCUAACUUGGGCGACCCUCCCCAGCUGUCUCCCAAAUGUGUACUGUGGGCCAAGGACACUGGUGUGGGACGGGAGGAUGGUCAGGGUUCCGAGCCAGAAGUGGCAAAGUGCCCAGCCCACUGGAGUUUACAUGCUCUUGUAUUCAGUCAUUCAGACAGUUAGUACGGAAAUCAGAUGUCUUCACACACCCUGAGCCUGGAUAGAGUGGUGGGUAAGCAGAUGACAUUGAAAUUCUGGUUCUUAAAAAAUCACUUAGACUCUGCGAGUAAUGGCGACACACACCUUUGAUCCCAUGACUUGGGAGACCCUAUCUCAAAACAAAACAAAAAAAGAAAGAUUAUUUAGAUGCAUUUUGUGUUCCUUAAAUAAAUUUUUUAAAAAGU